Molecule: messenger RNA, 6278 nt
Organism: Mizuhopecten yessoensis (Yesso scallop)
Lineage: Eukaryota; Metazoa; Mollusca; Bivalvia; Pectinida; Pectinidae
Product: polycystic kidney disease protein 1-like 3
Exons: 2
Coding region: 4438-5613 (391 amino acids)
Source: RefSeq, a predicted model, not a curated record
GAACAACAAAGACAGACAUCUUGUUCCAGGAACAUUUUAUUUGCACAUUUGCAGCACAAGGUAAAUCAACACUGUAAGUACAAUAAGGGAGACAACAUCAGUGGGAUAUAACAUGUAUGCUGAUUGGUCAGAGACUAGCUCAAAUAACCAAUCAAAGACUGGUCAUAUAAAGCAUCUUUACAAAUUAAAUUUCUAUAUUGGAGUAUGUUCAUCCACACACUGAUCAAUUUGACGAACAACGAUCUCCAUUUUUGAUGUACUUAUUAUAAAGCAGACAAUUCUUACAGCUUGAGCUUAUGUUUGAUUUUACCUUCAUAAACAACAGUAACAGUGGACAGUGUAGCAGCCGAGGAACACAAGAGGAAUGACUGACCUACUGUCAGUGGACAGUGUAGCAGCCAAGGAACACGAGAGGAAUGACUGACCUACUGUCAGUGAACAGUGUAGCAGCCAAGGAACACGAGAGGAAUGACUGACCUACUGUCAGUGAACAGUGUAGCAGCCAAGGAACACGAGAGGAAUGACUGACCUACUGUCAGUGGACAGUGUAGCAGCCGAGGAACACGAGAGGAAUGACUGACCUACUGUCAGUGGACAGUGUAGCAGCCGAGGAACACGAGAGGAAUGACUGACCUACUGUCAGUGGACAGUGUAGCAGCCGAGGAACACGAGAGGAAUGACUGACCUACUGUCAGUGGACAGUGUAGCAGCCGAGGAACACGAGAGGAAUGACUGACCUACUGUCAGUGGACAGUGUAGCAGCCGAGGAACACGAGAGGAAUGACUGACCUACUGUCAGUGGACAGUGUAGCAGCCGAGGAACACGAGAGGAAUGACUGACCUACUGUCAGUGGACAGUGUAGCAGCCGAGGAACACGAGAGGAAUGACUGACCUACUGUCAGUGGACAGUGUAGCAGCCGAGGAACACGAGAGGAAUGACUGACCUACUGUCAGUGGACAGUGUAGCAGCCGAGGAACACGAGAGGAAUGACUGACCUACUGUCAGUGGACAGUGUAGCAGCCGAGGAACACGAGAGGAAUGACUGACCUACUGUCAGUGGACAGUGUAGCAGCCAAGGAACACGAGAGGAAUGACUGACCUACGGUCAAGCAAGCUUUCCAAGCGAUGCUGUAUAACCCUGGGACACACUCUAUAUAGUUCAAAUUUUUCAUUUUUAUUUUUAUUUCCGAAUGCAAUACAGCAUAUACACAGUCAGUAUAGGUUAAUGUCUACACAGUCAGUAUAGGUUAAUGUCUACACAGUCAGUAUAGGUUAAUGUCUACACAGUCAGUGGUUGGAUUGGUGUCCUCGUACACGUUACAUUUGGUGGCCGCCAGUAAGAUAGCAUUCCCCCAUACAUUCCUUGGAUGUUACACUACUUAACAGGACUACAGUGAACUGAAAUUGUAUUUUUCUUAAUAAUAACAAACUAUUUCAAUCAAAACAAGAAAACUAAAACAUCUUGAUGACUAGAAAUCCACAUCAACCGUAUUACAUCUCAAAAUUAACAACAGCAUCAACAAAAUCGAUAAAAAGCUCAGGAUGUCAAACAGAAUAGAUCUGGGCACUUAUAUUACAUCGCCAGGAAACAUCAGGUAAGCAGAAGGGAGAUAACUCUGGAAGAGUAUGAGCCUUACAUUUGUCAACAUUGCAACAAAAGCAAACACAUUGUUGUUCUUAGUAUUCGCAGAUGUAUACUGUAGAGAGACAUCCAACAAUCUGUUAACAAACUGUAUGCAGGCACCUUACAUGUGAAUAUCUACUUAUUGGUAGCUUCACAAAAGAGACCAUGGAAGUGUUAAGACAUACAUACAAUAAAUACAUGUAAUGGCAUACUUCUAUACUGUGCCACAGGUCAUCAUUUUAAAUUAAAACAAUUUGGACAAUUUUUAAAUAUCAAUAUAUUCACCUAUUUGAGAGAGAAGUUUCAAUACAUUUAUCAUUUUUACUAUUCACUAAAUCAAUUUAGGCAAAUCCUGCAGGGCUGAACAUUUUACAAUACACUAAAUCAAUUUAGGCAAAUCCUGCAGGGCUGAACAUUUUACAAUACACUAAAUCAAUUUAGGCAAAUCCUACAGAGCUGAACAUUUUACAAUACACUAAAUCAAUUUAGGCAAAUCCUACAGAGCUGAACAUUUUACAUUUCAGUUGUACUACUACAUUAGAAUGCAAAAAGACAAAAUUAACAAAAUUUCCAAGGAAGAUACAUGUUCUUGUAAUCUUUGCUUUUAGCACUUCAUUGAAAAUGUUACCAUGUAAAGUUAGGCACCAAGCUCGACCUUUCUAACCUCGGGUUAUAACAGAGACAGCUAGUUAACCAAGGUCUUGGUCUUUCCUUUCCUAAGGCCAUACACAUCCAUUCUAGAGACUAUAGACUUAAGAAUUUUCUGGGUUAUUCCUAAACAUAAACACACUGAAAGUGUUUCCAGAUUAACAAGGUUAUACUACCUUAUACAUACAAGAAUCCAUAUACAGAUAUAUAUCAUAGUUAUGUUGCAAUUUUCAGAUCUGGAAACAGAUUAUCAUCCAGGCUUAAGUAGAAGUAUUAGGAUAACUGAACAAAAUGGACAACAAUUUCCUUCCACACUAUAGUGGGGACAUUUAACGUAAAUGUAGCAGAUAAAAUGGAGGGAUCAUCUGGAUAAAAUGACUGAAUUUCUCCAGGGCUAGUAAAUAAAUAUCACAAUGGCCUAUUUCUAAAAUAGGAAUAUAAAUAAAAACAACCAAAUACAAAUUACAACUGUUAAAAUUAAUAUAAAUAUUAGUUAUUAUGAUACGGUGGUACAUUGUAUAUAUUGCACUUCUUGUGUAAACAACAACACUGGUAAACAGUUACUAUGGCAACAGGAUUCAAAAAUGUGCACCAAGAUAUGGAGAUAAAAUCAUAAAAGUGCAGUAAAAAGGCAGUGGAAUACACACAUAAACAGGAACCUAUGUAAAGUAUGUUUAUUCUAGAUUAUAACAGGACAGCCUUAGAACACAGGCAGAGUAGGUGGUAUAACAUAAUGAACCAAUCAGGGGAAGGUAAUCUCAGCAAAUCACACUACACUCACUCACCAAUAUCAAGGUCUGCCUAACAACCAGUGAAAAUAGAAUCAAUCAGGGGAAGGUAAUCUCAGCAAAUCACACUACACUCACUCACCAAUAUCAAGGUCUGACUAAACCACCAGUGAAAAUAGAACCAAUCAGGGGAUCAAAUCAGGUAACAAUACUUCAAAACCGAUAUAGUAGAGAUUGGUGUAGGGUUGAUACACAGAACGGACAAUACUAACUGUGAAACACUAAACACACAUUAACACAGGGCAACUGUUAUACCUACAGACCCAGAAUCUCCAAACUAUUCUUAGCUAAUCAGUAAAUCACCUUCUCACAACAGACGCUGGAUGAAAAUUUGAUAUUGUUGAAAUUAAUCUUAAAAAUUGUAAUACUUGAUAAUGAGCAAUAAAAUAUGUUAACAUGCAUUGUUGUAUUAUAUGGCAAACCAGAGACUGACAAUAUUUACUGCUAAUACAGAGAGUUUGUGUUACACCAUGUUUAACAGAAUCAUUGGUAAGUGGACAUUAUUUGCACAUUUUGAGUGCAUAUUUUGGCAUUCUGUAGCAAGAAAUCAACUUAAUGCAUGACGAUGUCACCUUGAAAUUUUCUAUUUUUAUCCUGUAUCCAAUGUUCUAACCGCUCAGACCUCUCUUUACACAACAAUGACACUUAUCUCUAUCAAACAAGAAAAAUCAGCUCAGAUUUAUAUUGAUGCUUUCCAAAAGUUAGUCUUUGUCGUUGUGCUUUCUCUAUCUACCAUGCCAGUACUAUUAAGUUAUUUGAUAACAGAUAGUCAAUGUAUUUCCUAAAAUUCUCUCCUGCUUGUAUUGGACAAAUAUACAGAAACAUUCCUUCUCUGGAUAUUUUAUACACGCAUAUUAUAAAGAUGAAUUGGGUGAGCAAAAGUAUAUCCCUCGACCAUAUUGGUAUUCUUAAGAUGGACUAAAAGAAACCUUUAGAAAAGUCAUGUUAGAAAGACAAGUAAUGUGAAACUGGAGCUUGAUGUGAGGGUUGAAUAAUGACAUGUAACACCACCCUAAUAUAAUGAUGGAGCUCGGUGUGAGGGAUGAACAAUGACACAUAACACCACUCUAAAUAGAGUGGUCUCCCUUGGUCCAUGCAAAUAAACAAAUACAAUAUGAACCCCAGCCAGAGGAGUAUUUACAAAAAUCUUCUUUGAGGCAUGUUAUCAGACAAAUACUGAUACAUAAAACACCAGGUCCUUCAGAUAUGUUUAUGGGUGGGGAUGGAGGAGGGCUAUUUCAACAUAUAUUUUGAUUUUAAGCAUUACUAAUGUCACAUCUGGACAAGUAACCCCUACAGGUAUACCUGUAAACCUAACAUCAGAUAUCAACCCUACAGUUAUACCUGUAAACCUAACAUCAGAUACCAACCCUACAUGUAUAACCUAACAUCAGAUAUUAACCCUACAGGUAUACCUGUAAACCUAACAUCAGAUACCAACCCUUCAGGUAUACCUGUAAACCUAACAUCAGAUACCAACCAUACAGGUAUACCUGUAAACCUAACAUCAGAUAUCAACCCUACAGGUAUACCUGUAAACCUAACAUCAGAUAUCAACCCUACAGGUAUACCUGUAAACCUAACAUCAGAUAUCAACCCUACAGGUAUACCUGUAAACCUAACAUCAGAUAUCAACCCUACAGGUAUACCUGUAAACCUAACAUCAGAUAUCAACCCUACAGGUAUACCUGUAAACCUAACAUCAGAUAUCAACCCUACAGGUAUACCUGUAAACCUAACAUCAGAUAUCAACCCUACAGGUAUACCUGUAAACCUAACAUCAGAUAUCAACCCUACAGGUAUACCUGUAAACCUAACAUCAGAUAUCAACCCUACAGGUAUACCUGUAAACCUAACAUCAGAUAUCAACCCUACAGGUAUACCUGUAAACCUAACAUCAGAUAUCAACCCUACAGGUAUACCUGUAAACCUAACAUCAGAUAUCAACCCUACAGGUAUACCUGUAAACCUAACAUCAGAUAUCAACCCUACAGGUAUACCUGUAAACCUAACAUCAGAUAUCAACCCUACAGGUAUACCUGUAAACCUAACAUCAGAUAUCAACCCUACAGGUAUACCUGUAAACCUAACAUCAGAUAUCAACCCUACAGGUAUACCUGUAAACCUAACAUCAGAUAUCAACCCUACAGGUAUACCUGUAAACCUAACAUCAGAUAUCAACCCUACAGGUAUACCUGUAAACCUAACAUCAGAUAUCAACCCUACAGGUAUACCUGUAAACCUAACAUCAGAUAUCAACCCUACAGGUAUACCUGUAAACCUAACAUCAGAUAUCAACCCUACAGGUAUACCUGUAAACCUAACAUCAGAUAUCAACCCUACAGGUAUACCUGUAAACCUAACAUCAGAUAUCAACCCUACAGGUAUACCUGUAAACCUAACAUCAGAUAUCAACCCUACAGGUAUACCUGUAAACCUAACAUCAGAUAUCAACCCUACAGGUAUACCUGUAAACCUAACAUCAGAUAUCAACCCUACAGGUAUACCUGUAAACCUAACAUCAGAUAUCAACCCUACAGGUAUAACCUAACAUCAGAUAUCAACCCUACAGGUAUACCUGUAAACUUAACAUCAGAUAUCAACCUUACAGGUAUACCUGUAAACCUAACAUCAAAUAUCACUAAACAAAAGGCUCAAGUUUUCAGAUGUUUUUCAAGGUUACAAUAUUCUACUCUUAAUUACAAGAUAAAACUUUGGCUUAUUCUACCAUCAUCACAAACUUUAACUUUUACUUAUUCUUACAUUACCUAACUCAAACUAAAAAAAAAUCAUCAAUAAAACAAGAUGUAUUACUUUUUUCAAAUCAAAAGACUUACAUUUGCUUAUUUAGAUCAACAUUUGAAUUGAAAACCAACCAUUGUUUUCAAACCUUUAACAGAGUUGACAGCAAAUAGAUCUAAAAGUAAUGUAAUAUAAACCCUAUCAAUCUCUCAAUAAAAACUGUAUCAAACUUCAUGAUAGAUAUGUGCAUGAUUGUCCUUUCAAUAAUUAAACUAGAAUUAAUCCUGGAGGAACAUUAGAGGGAAAUUUAGAAUUUAAAAAGAUGUACAAUGUUAUAUCCUCAGAUUUUUUUCAGCAUAAUUGUCCUUCAUUUAGAAUAUAAUCUAUACUGUUUUAUCUCUUCAGAUAUAUAUAUGUCAGAAUUUAUUUUUCAUUUCACAAUUUUUUUUAUUGAAUAUUGCAUCUUAUACAAAU